AUGACCAAAGAUACAACUCCUGCCCUGACUCCUGCCCCGGCUCCUGCCCCGGCUCCUGCCCCGACUCCUGCCCCGACUCCUGACCCGACUCCUGACCCGACUCCUGCCCCGACUCCUGCCCCGACUCCUGCCCCGACUCCUGCCCCGACUCCUGCCCCGACUCCUGCCCCGACUCCUGCCCCGACUCCUGCCCCGACUCCCGACUCCUGCCCCGACUCCUGCCCCGACUCCUGCCCCGACUCCUGCCCCGACUCCUGCCCUGACUCCUGCCCUGACUCCUGCCCCGACUCCUGCCCUGACUCCUGCCCCGACUCCUGCCCUGACUCCUGCCCUGGCUCCUGCCCUGGCUCCUGCCCUGACUCCUGCCCUGACUCCUGCCCUGACUCCUCCUGCCCCCUGCCCCGACUCCUGCCCCGGCUCCUGCCCCGGCUCCUGCCCCGGCUCCUGCCCCGGCUCCUGCCCCGGCUCCUGCCCCGGCUCCUGCCCCGGCUCCUGCCCCGACUCCUGCCCUGA
This is a messenger RNA of Knipowitschia caucasica, 513 nucleotides long. The record is from the annotation of a GenBank genome assembly. Lineage: Eukaryota; Metazoa; Chordata; Actinopteri; Gobiiformes; Gobiidae.